UGUGACGUUGCACUAAUAGCGUCUAUGCCAUGUGUCAAUAUGUAUGACAUUUACAUUGGACAUACAGCGUGUUGUUGCUGGGUAUGUCAACUUACCAUUGUCUUACUUUUUCCGACUUAUUUAAUUUCGGCGGCCGGAUAAACAACAGCAAAAACGAUGGCUUCUGCUGCAUCAGCUAACCAUGUGCGGCAAAGAUUUAUGGAUUUCUUCAUUUUGAAGAAAAAUCACGAGUAUGUACAUUCAUCAUCAGUAAUCCCACUGGACGACCCAACAUUAUUAUUUGCGAAUGCUGGCAUGAAUCAGUUUAAACCCAUAUUUUUGGGUGUAGCAGACCCCAAUAGUGAUGUAGCAAAGUGGAAACGUGUUGUUAACACUCAGAAAUGCAUUCGUGCCGGUGGAAAACACAAUGACUUGGAUGAUGUGGGCAAGGAUGUCUACCAUCACACGUUCUUCGAAAUGUUAGGGAACUGGUCCUUUGGAGAUUAUUUUAAGAAAGAGGUUUGCGCCUGGGCAUGGGAAUUCCUCACAGAAGAAUUUAAAUUACCAAAAGAACAGUUAUAUGUGACAUAUUUUGGAGGCGAUCCCAAGUCAGGCUUGGAUCCAGAUUUAGAGUGCAAAGAAAUCUGGUUGAAACUUGGAUUGCCUGAUACUCAUGUAAUACCAGGCAGUAUGAAGGAUAACUUUUGGGAAAUGGGUGAAACUGGUCCUUGUGGACCUUGUUCAGAGUUGCAUUUUGAUCGCAUUGGUAAUCGUGAUGUACCACAUCUGGUGAACCAGGAUGACCCUGAUGUCCUAGAAAUUUGGAACCUGGUUUUUAUUCAAUUCAAUCGGGAAGCUGAUUCGAGCUUGAAGCCUCUCCCUAAGAAGCACAUUGACUGCGGUAUGGGCUUUGAACGUCUUGUUUCAGUCAUUCAGAAUAAACGCUCAAAUUAUGACACAGAUGUAUUUGUUCCAUUAUUUGAUGCCAUUCAAAAGGGCACUGGUGCACCUCCUUACAGUGGCAAGGUGGGUGCAGAAGAUACGGAUGGAAUAGAUAUGGCUUACCGUGUCCUUGCUGAUCAUGCAAGGACUUUGACAAUUGCUCUUGCUGAUGGAGGUUUUCCGGAUAAUACCGGUCGAGGGUAUGUAUUAAGAAGGAUAUUGCGCAGAGCUGUCAGAUACGCAACUGAAAAGUUGAAUGCCAAUCCUGGUUUUUUCUCAUCCCUAGUUCAUACUGUUGUUGAUUUGUUAGGAGGUGCUUUUCCAGAGGUUAACAAGGAUCCUCAAUCAAUAAUCGAUGUGAUUAAUGAAGAGGAAGAACAAUUUCUAAAAACUUUGUCCCGCGGUCGAGGUCUUUUGAAUCGCGAAAUCAGCAAACUAAAAGGAUCCAAAGUAUUGCCUGGUGAUGUUGCUUGGCGUCUUUAUGAUACUUACGGCUUCCCAGUUGAUUUAACACAACUAAUGGCUGAAGAAAAAGGACUGUCAGUGGAUUUACCUGGCUAUGAAGAAGCAAAGAAACAUGCUCAAGUGUUAAGUCAAGGAAAAUCCGGAGGAAUUGAGGAUUGUAUCAGUUUAGAUGUGCAUGCAAUCACUGAAUUGCAGAACAGAGGAAUCCCUGUCACAGAUGACUCUCCCAAGUAUGAUUAUUCAACCGAUCCUAAUCCAACAUCACCUUAUGUGUUCAGCAGGUGUUCAGGAAAAGUUUUGGCAUUACGUUGUAACAAGAACUUUGUUGACGAAAUCCAUUCUGGACAAAAAUGUGGAAUCCUGUCAGACCGAACAAACUUUUAUGCUGAACAAGGAGGACAAAUAUUUGAUGAAGGUUUCAUAAUCAAAAGUGAUGAUAAGGAUGUUGAGGUAAACGUAUAUAAUGUGCAAGUAAAAGGCGGUUAUGUUUUGCAUUAUGGUACUGUUGAAGGAACAUUGAAAGUGGGUGACUCCAUAGAAUUAUCUAUUGAUACCAAACGCAGGAGGAAAGUCAUGAGUAAUCACACUGGAACUCAUGUCCUAAAUCAUUCACUACGACAUGUUUUGGGUCAAACAGAUCAAAAAGGAUCACUGGUUGUUCCAGAAAGACUUCGUUUUGACUUUUCCAAUAAAGGAGCCAUGACAGUUGAUCAAAUCCGAGCAGCUGAACAAGAAACACAAGCUGUAAUCAAAGGAAACAAGAAAGUGUAUGCCAAACACAUUGACCUUACAAACGCCAAGAAAAUCAAUGGUCUGCGUGCAAUGUUUGAUGAAGUCUAUCCGGAUCCUGUCAGAGUGGUGUGUGUAGGAGUUCCAAUUGAAGAGUUAGAGUCGAAUCCUGAGAGUGAUGCUGGAAUGAAGACGUCAGUUGAAUUCUGCGGUGGGACACAUGUUCACUAUGCUGGUGAUAUUGGCGACUUUGUUAUCACAAAUGAAGAAGCCAUAGCCAAAGGAGUGCGGCGGAUUAUUGCUUUGAGUGGUGCAGAAGCUACUAAGGCAAUGAAGAAAGCUGAACUUCUAGAAAAGGAAUUAAAUGUUUUGAAAAAUAAAGUUGAUCAUGUCGGUUCUGACGUAAAAUCAACCAAUAAAGAAAUACUGGAUCUGACUGAUGAUAUCAAUCAAGCACUGAUAUCCUACUGCAAAAAGGAUGAACUGAGGAAAAUUAUAGGUUGUAUGAAGAAAAAAAUUGAUGAUGCUGAUAAAAAAGCGAAAGCUGCCAUAGUGUCAAUCAUUGUCAAUGAAGCCAAAGAGCUUAUAGAGGAAAAGCCAAACGAACCAGUGAUAGUUGCUGAAUUUAAUGCAGAAUCAAAUACUAAGGCAUUGAACUCAGCUUUACAGCAAGUUAAGUCCUUGUCGCCGGAGACCUCAGCCAUGUUCUUCACUUUUGAUGAUACCACUAAAAGGCUCUACUACUUAUGCUUUGUUCCCAAGGAUUCCAUUGCCAAAGGCUUAAAAGCCAAUGAAUGGAUUCAAGCUGUUUCACAAGAAAUUAAUGGAAAAGGAGGAGGUAAUAUGGAAACGGCUCAAGGAUCAGGUGUUACCAGUCUUGAUGCAGUCGCUAAAGCUGUCAAUCUUGCUAACAGUUUUGCCAAUCUCAAACUCGGACUCUAGCUAUAUCUGAAAUUUUCAAAACUGAUUGAAAACUGCUUUUGCCUAUAAAUUUACUCUCUCAUUUGUUUCGCCGCUUGAAAAUUGCACACAUUUUCUCAAAAGCCUUUUUGAAAUCUUACACACAAAAGGAGUGCAUUCAAAAUCGGCAAAAUCCCCCUCUUCUUGAAUGUUGACCAAGUUUUACCGAGUUAUUUCGUCGUAAAGAAAAUACCCUCUCUAUUGAGGGGCGGUCCAUAUUUAACAUCAGUUUUUUUUAUUUUUCUAGAGCCUCCCCGCUACAAGGUACAUGUCAGUCUUUGCUAGACCCCCCCCCUCUCCCAAUUGAAUUUUUUUCUUUUAUUAGUAUGAUCAACUUGUAAAAAGUGUACAACCACCCCUACUGGGGUGUCAUUGAAAAUCGCAUCAAAUCUGAGUCAACCCAGCUGCUUCUUGUUGCUCAUGAAAAAUCGGCACCCUGCACGAUUUUGAUCGGAAUUUUCAAUUCGGAGAGCUUCAAUCUUGUCUACUUAAUUGUUAUGUGAACUGGUUCUGUAUUUUGUGAGCAAAUAAAUACAAAUACAUAAUCAAUCAAAUUUUCAA
Molecule: messenger RNA, 3636 nt
Organism: Bemisia tabaci
Lineage: Eukaryota; Metazoa; Arthropoda; Insecta; Hemiptera; Aleyrodidae
Gene: AlaRS
Product: alanine--tRNA ligase, cytoplasmic
Biological process (GO): alanyl-tRNA aminoacylation
Cellular component (GO): cytoplasm; mitochondrion
Molecular function (GO): nucleic acid binding; aminoacyl-tRNA deacylase activity; ATP binding
Source: RefSeq, a predicted model, not a curated record